This is a messenger RNA of Lathyrus sativus (Indian pea), 1350 nucleotides long. The record is from the annotation of a GenBank genome assembly. NCBI's taxonomy places the organism in Eukaryota, Viridiplantae, Streptophyta, Magnoliopsida, Fabales, Fabaceae.
AUGUCUCCUUCAAUCCUUCUUUUCCUUACUCUAUUCGCAAUCGCAGACUCGCAGUCCUUCAUCGGAGUUAACUACGGUCAGAUCGCCAACAAUCUUCCCGCACCGGAUGUCUCCGCCAGGCUUAUCCAAUCCACCACCAUCGGGAAAGUUCGCAUUUACGGCGCCGAUCCUGCUAUCAUAAAAUCUUUUGCUAACUCCGGCAUUGGAAUCGUCAUCGGAACCUCAAACAGCGAUAUUCCAAGUCUAGCUUCGGAUCAAAACGCGGCGAAACAGUGGGUAAACACAAACGUGUUGCCUUAUUACCCUGCCAGUAACAUCAUUCUGAUCACCGUCGGUAACGAGGUUUUAACCUCCGGUGAUCAAGGACUUGUGUCACAGCUUGUACCGGCAAUUCGAAAUGUCCAAACUGCCAUCAGCUCGGUGUCUCUUGGUGGUAAGGUGAAGGUGUCCACCGUACAUUCCAUGGCGGUGUUGUCUCGGUCGGAUCCACCGUCGUCCGGGUCGUUCAACCCGGUUUUACAAAACACACUGAAUCAGUUACUAGCGUUUCUGAAGGAUAACAAAUCGCCGUUUGCGGUUAAUCCGUAUCCGUUUUUCGCCUACCAGAGUGACCCGAGACCCGAAACACUUGCGUUCUGUUUGUUUCUACCUAAUUCGGGUCGGGUUGAUUCGGGUAACGGAAAGCUUUAUACCAACAUGUUUGAUGCUCAGGUUGAUGCUGUGCAUUCUGCUCUGAGUGCAAUGAAGUAUGAUGACAUUGAGAUUGUGGUUGCUGAAACAGGAUGGCCUUCUAAUGGGGACAGCCAUGAAGUAGGACCAAGUGUUGAAAAUGCCAAGGCCUAUAAUGGGAACCUUAUUAAUCAUCUUAGAUCAUUAGUUGGUACACCUUUGAUACCUGGAAAAUCUGUGGACACUUACAUUUUUGCACUCUAUGAUGAAAACCUCAAAUCUGGCCCGGGUUCCGAACGCGCAUUCGGCCUUUUUAAAACCGAUCUUACCAUGUCGUAUGAUGUUGGCUUGGCCAAAUCUAACCAACAGAAUCCGCCGCCAACUAGUCCGGUUACUCCAGCACCUAGGACUUCAUGGUGUAUUCCAAAAGCAGGAGUUUCUGAUGCUCAAUUGCAGGCCAAUAUUGAUUAUGCAUGCAGCCAAGGAUUAGAUUGUAGACCAAUACAACCAGGAGGAGUAUGUUUUGAACCAAACACAUUACAAUCCCAUGCUGCUUUUGUAAUGAAUCUCUACUACCAAACAUUUGGUAGAAAUCAAUGGAACUGUGAUUUCUCUCAAACAGCAACACUCACAUCCCAAAAUCCAAGUUACAAUGGUUGCAAUUAUGUUGGUGGGGAGUAA